This is a messenger RNA of Ceratosolen solmsi marchali, 2561 nucleotides long. Its product is annotated as ATP-binding cassette sub-family F member 3. The transcript is spliced from 10 exons. The record is from RefSeq and is a predicted model, not a curated record. Gene Ontology annotation, molecular function: ATP hydrolysis activity; ATP binding. Bases 342 to 2489 code for a protein of 715 amino acids. Lineage: Eukaryota; Metazoa; Arthropoda; Insecta; Hymenoptera; Agaonidae.
ACAAAAUUAAUAUCGUAAGCAUGUAACAGAUGGAGAAAUUCACUUGGCCGUUAAUAUUAUUGAUCGAAUGAACGUAAGAGAAAAACAUUGUGUCAUAAUUAUUAAUCGAGAAGAUUCGCGCUGUGGAUACUUGAAAUUUUUCGGUGUAAAGCGUGCGGAAUUAGAGAGUUGGGAGAAAGAGAGGGAGAAAAAAGCUUAGCACUCGGGAGGCGUACCGUCCGAGUUUUUUGACAUUUGCUCUCCACCGUCGUGGAGGUACACCGCGAGGAGAUUUUCCAAAGGGAGAAACGGUUUCGUAAUUUCGUGCUUAUCGCGAAAUACUUUGGCUUUCCCCUUUUGUGAUGGCAGUGUGUAGCAGCUACAUCAGGAGUCUGUUUCCGACGAUCGACGAUGAAUUGUACCAGUAUGUCGAGGGUAUACUCGAUAGUUCUAAGGACGAUUUUGAAGAUGCAGACGAAGUUUAUGAAGCAAUAGGCGAGGUUUUACACGAGGUUGAGCAAAAGUCUGAAAACGAGGUUAGGCAAAUAUGCAGAAGAUUACUAGAAAUGUUAAAGGGUGGUACCAAUGGAGGAAUAGAAAGAAGAAAAAACGGAGUAAAUAAAGUAUUAAAUGUACCAAUUCAUAUGGGAUCAAUGGUUUCGACUUUAGACGGACAAGUUGAUCAAAUAAAAAGUAUAUGGGUUACAACAAGAGAUGAUGCAAUGAAAGUAGAUGCAAAAAAAUUAGAAAAAGCAGAAGCCAAACUCAAGCAAAAACAAGAGAUUAGAAGUAACGAAUUAGGUUCUGGAAAAAACAGUAAUGCUCUGCCCUCGUUAGAAACCGCAACAGUUAGCCAAGUAAUAAGUAAAAAGGACAAUAAAAUUGAAGCAAAAGGUGGAACAAAUAGAACAAAUGAUAUUAGGAUAGAAAAUUUUGAUGUUGCGUACGGAGAUAGAGUUCUUUUACAAGGUGCUGAUUUGACAUUGGCUUUUGGCAGACGUUAUGGAUUAGUGGGACGUAAUGGACUUGGAAAAACUACGCUACUCCGAAUGAUAUCUGGCAAACAAUUGCAAAUACCUUCGCAUGUGCGGGUUCUGCACGUCGAGCAGGAAGUUGCCGGAGACGAUACUUCCGCUCUUGAAUCAGUUUUGCAAUCUGAUCAAGAGCGCAGCGAAUUAUUGAGUCGGGAAGCGGAAUUGCAAGCGGCAAUCGAAAGGGAAAGCGGGAAGGCGAAUGAUGCUUUGGAUGAGGAAUUAGCGAAGGUGUUCGAGGCGAUGCAGAUGGCGGAAGUGGAGAAGGCCCCGGCCAAGGCGAGCACGAUCCUCUCCGGUCUUGGCUUCUCUGUGGAGCGGCAGAGCUGGCCCACGAAGGCCUUCUCCGGCGGCUGGCGCAUGAGACUCGCACUUGCUCGGGCGCUCUUCUCCAGGCCCGACCUCCUCCUCCUCGACGAGCCCACGAACAUGCUCGACAUCAAGGCCAUACUCUGGCUCGAGAGGUACCUGCAGUCUUGGCCCCCGACGCUCCUUGUCGUCUCCCACGAUCGCAACUUCCUCGACACCGUACCUACCGACAUACUGUAUCUAAAAGCCCAGAAGAUCGAAUCCUACCACGGCAACUACGAGCAGUUCGCCAAGACGAAAGGUGAGCGCGAGAGGAACCAACAGCGCGAGUACGAGGCCCAGCAGGCGAAACGUGCCCACGUCCAGGAAUUUAUCGAUCGGUUUCGCUACAACGCCAAUCGGGCCUCGAGCGUGCAAAGCAAAAUAAAGAUGCUCGAGAAGCUGCCCGAGCUCAGGCCCAUGGAGAAGGAGAACGAGGUGACGCUCCACUUCCCGGAUGUCGAGCCCCUUAAUCCACCGAUACUUCAAAUAAACGAGGUCUCGUUCCGCUACACAAAUACCAGCGAGUACCUCUUCACCAACGUCUGCCUGAGUGCGACCCUGCAGUCGCGCAUCUGCAUCGUAGGUGAAAACGGCGCCGGUAAGACGACCCUCCUUAAGAUAAUGACGGGCUCGCUCGGACCUACCCAGGGCACCGUGCACACCCACCGGAAUCUCAAGUUCGGUUACUUCAGUCAGCACCAUGUUGACCAGCUCGACCUCCGAGUCUGCCCCGUCGAGCUGCUCCAGAACCAUUUCCCAGGUAAACCCAUUGAAGAGUAUCGGAGGAUGUUGGGCAGUUUUGGUAUUAGUGGAGAUUUAGCGCUACAAACAAUUCAUUCGUUAUCAGGAGGUCAAAAAUCGAGAGUUGCCUUUGCACUGAUGUGCGCUGCUAUGCCUAAUUUUCUAGUAUUGGACGAGCCUACGAAUCAUCUUGACAUUGAAUCAAUUGAAGCUCUGGGCAAAGCUAUUAAUUGCUGUCAAGCUGGCGUAAUUUUGGUUUCUCACGACGAAAGACUCAUUCGAAUGGUUUGUCAGGAGUUAUGGGUGUGUGGUGGAGGCUCUGUAAAAUGUAUCGAAGGAGGUUUUGACGAAUAUCGUCAAAUUAUAGAAAAGGAGCUCGAAAUGUGAGAAUUCGUCACGCCGCUGUCUUGAUACAUUCGUUUUCUGUACGUUUAAUUUAAUAAAAAUCGAUUAUUACUA